This is a messenger RNA of Trichoderma atroviride IMI 206040, 1786 nucleotides long. RefSeq lists its product as uncharacterized. NCBI's taxonomy places the organism in Eukaryota, Fungi, Ascomycota, Sordariomycetes, Hypocreales, Hypocreaceae. The record is from RefSeq and is a predicted model, not a curated record.
CCCCGAUAUAGUCUAUGAUGAAGUUAGCCGUUGUAUCGGCCGUUACAGCCGGCCUGUGGCCGCUUGUUGCUGCUGCACCUUCUCCCUCCGCAGCCGCAAAGGACGCCACCACUCCUGUAACUGUCACCAUCUCGUCCGGCACCAUCCUCGGCAAGGCGAGUGAUACCGUCGAUACAUUCAACGGCAUCCCAUUCGCCGACCCGCCGAUUGGUGACUUGCGCUUCAGGCCCCCUGUGAGGCUGUCGAGAGAUCUUGGGACCUUUGAUGCUACUGGAGUUGCUGCAGCAUGCCCUGCUGGGCCCACCUUCUCUUUCAAAGAUCUGUUCCCCCCCUCUGAUGUUGCAGGUGCUCUCACAGGUGGCUUGCACCCACCGAACGCCGCAGAGGGUGCCGUUGCAGCUGCUAUACUCGAAUCAUCUGCUGGCGAAGCUUCCACCUCCAGCGAAGACUGCCUAACCAUCAGCGUCCAACGCCCUCACGGCGUCGAGGCUGGUGCUGGCCUGCCCGUGCUUUUCUGGAUAUUCGGCGGCGGCUUCGUUGCUGGCAGCACGUCCGGAUUUGAUGGCACCAAAUUGAUUGAGACGGGCGUGCUGCAUAGCCAGCCAUUCAUCUUUGUGGCCGUCAACUAUCGCGUCGGCGCCUGGGGAUUUAUGCCCGGCAAGGAAAUUCUGGAAGAAGGCAGCGGAAAUGCAGGAUUGCUUGAUCAGCGCAUGGGCCUUGAAUGGGUUGCAGACAAUAUUGAGGCCUUUGGCGGCGAUCCCGGCAAAGUCACUGUCUGGGGAGAGUCGUCUGGUGCCAUUUCAACGUUUGAGCAGCUAGUCUUGUACGACGGCGAUGCCACGUACAAAGGCAACGAUCUCUUCCGUGCCGCCAUCAUGGAUUCCGGAUCUAUUACCCCUGUUGAUCCCCUGGACACGCAGAAAGGCCAAGACGUGUACGAUGCCGUUAAGAAAGCAGCCGGCUGUGACGUUGACGACUCGUUGGCCUGCCUUCGCGGCUUGGACAAUGGCAACUUCACUGUUGCUGCCAAUUCUGUCCCAGGCAUCAUAUCAUACCAGUCUCUUGCUCUCUCGUACCUCCCCAGACCAGAUGGCACAGUCUUGACAGAUAGCCCGGACGCGCUUGCAAAAGCAGGCAAAUUUCACCAUGUCCCAAUGAUCCUCGGCAACCAAGAAGACGAGGGCACGCUUUUCGCCAUCUUUCAGCAGGAUAUGAGCACGACUGAUAAAAUCGUCAACUAUCUGUCCCGGUUCUACUUCCAUACCGCCACCAAACAGCAAGUCACCGAUUUCGUGAACACCUACAGCCCGGAAAUCGCAGAUGGAAGCCCGUACCGCACAUUCGGCUCCUUUGACUUCUUCAAGGGCAGGAAGAGAAUUGCUUCCAUCCUCGGUGACCUUGUCUUUGACCUGAUCCGACGCGUCACGCUUCAGAUUGUUGACAACGUCAGCCCAGAGCUGUCAACAUGGGCUUACUUUUCUUCGUACAACUACGACCCCAAAUACGGCGUCUUGGGCACUGCGCACGGAUCCGACAUUAACGUGUUGUUUAAAAAGGACAAUGCGAACUAUCCGACUCUCAGCGGGCGCACGUACUAUAUCAAUUUCUUGCAUAAUUUGGAUCCCAACAAUGGCACUCGAACUGACUUGUUUUGGCCGCAGUGGUCGGAGGGACACCAACUUUUGAACUUUGAAGCCAAGAGCAUUAGCCUCAAGGACGAUGAUUACAGGAACAGCAGUUACUCUUAUAUGUUUAACCACGUUGAGUCGCUGCACUUUUGAUCAAG